Pygoscelis adeliae (Adelie penguin) is the source of this 861-nucleotide messenger RNA. RefSeq names its product FK506 binding protein 14, 22 kDa (gene FKBP14). NCBI's taxonomy places the organism in Eukaryota, Metazoa, Chordata, Aves, Sphenisciformes, Spheniscidae. The record is from RefSeq and is a predicted model, not a curated record. The annotation marks the transcript as partial. The transcript is spliced from 4 exons. Gene Ontology annotation, molecular function: calcium ion binding; peptidyl-prolyl cis-trans isomerase activity.
GCGCUGGGCUGCGCGGCCGCGGCGCUGAUCCCCGCGGCUGACGUGAAGGUGGAGGUGCUGCAGAAGCCGUUCCUCUGCCACAGGAGGACCAAGUGGGGGGGCAUGAUGCUGGUUCACUACGAGGGCUACUUGGAGAGGGACGGCUCCAUGUUUCACUCCACUCACAAGCAUAACAAUGGUCAACCUAUGUGGUUUACACUUGGCAUAAGGGAAGCUAUCAAAGGAUGGGACAAAGGUUUGAAGGACAUGUGUGUGGGAGAGAAGCGGAAGCUAACUAUUCCACCAGCCCUUGCUUAUGGAAAAGAAGGGAAAGGAAAAAUUCCACCUGAGAGCACACUGAUUUUCAACAUUGACCUUCUAGAAAUUAGGAAUGGACCAAGAUCUCAUGAGUCAUUCCAAGAGAUGGAUCUUAACGAUGACUGGAAACUGUCCAAGCAAGAGGUGAAAAUUUACUUGAAGAAAGAAUUUGAAAAGCAUGGAGCAGUGGUAAAUGACACCCAGCAUGAUGCUUUGGUUGAAGAUAUAUUUGAUAAAGAAGAUGAAGACAGUGAUGGGUUUAUAUCUGCAAGGGAAUUUACGUACAAGCAUGAUGAGCUGUAGAAAAGGGUGGCAUAAUUUUUUUGACACAAAUGGCAGUGACUUAGACUGUCUGGUUCUCUUGUCAUCUUAAUUCUGUGUUUUGGAGUUGACAGCUGCUGUUGGCAAAGAAACACUCUGUUUAUGUAAAAGAGAAUUUCUGUUCGUUAUGUACAAAUGUUUUAAACUAUUUUAAAGUAUGAAAAUUUACCUCCUUUUAUGCAGCAAAGACUUGCACAUCAGUGUUUUUUAAAUUUUGUAUUAACUUAUUUUUCAGAAAUGAAA